AUGCCUAAAGAGGAGCAUGAGGGGUCAGAAGUGACGAUCAAGGCCGGACUGGCUUACAGUCUAUUUCAAUCGACGACACAAGACGCGACAGCUCGCAAUGGCUUGCCUGUUUCAGGAACUGAGGCAUUCGAACAAGGACAGACGACACGUUUAAGCAAUGAUAUUGACUGGCGCAUAAACUUGAACAUUUCAUUGGCGGAAGCAAACCACAACGCAUCGCUUCCAGAAGGUACCAGUGCCCAGGAUGUUCGUGGAAUGAAGGCAACUGAUGAGGUUGGCCAAAUGUCUUCUUCGACCUGCUCGAACCUUGACCGGGACCAGUUCAGUUCAAUGCUUCAGAAUAAUUCCAACGACAUCACCGCUGGCCGGAAAUAUAUUGGUAGGAAAUCCGCUACUAUUAGCGGGGAUCAGCACAAACAUUUUGGUUCAUACGAAGAUUAUCGUCUUGCCGCUUCUCCUGAUAGCGGGGCUAUGGAACAUCCGCCAGUCAUACCAAAAUAUGGAUCUCGAGAUCCCACCAACCAACCGUCGUGGCCAUCUGACAUGACGAUUCUCAACGAAUCUUUCCCCUUCCUUCGGCGACCGGCCUCUUGCCUCUUUAUCCAGUCACGAGUCUUCAUAUGGUCAUACAUCGAAGAUGCGUCCAAAGGGACCUUCGGAUUUCCCGUCACCAUCUCACCUACUAGCAUCGACGCCGUCAAUGCUACAGGUUCAGGCCUCAAAUCCGCGCCUUGCGGGGUCUUGGUGGUUGUACUUGAAUUGCACCUCGGCCUCCUUCUCCAGAAUUUCUGUCCAGACAUACAUCUGAGUCCGACGCUGCCGAAAUCGACGAAUUGA
Molecule: messenger RNA, 837 nt
Organism: Guyanagaster necrorhizus
Lineage: Eukaryota; Fungi; Basidiomycota; Agaricomycetes; Agaricales; Physalacriaceae
Exons: 6
Coding region: 1-837 (278 amino acids)
Source: RefSeq, a predicted model, not a curated record